This is a messenger RNA of Amoebophrya sp. A25, 7842 nucleotides long. The record is from the annotation of a GenBank genome assembly. NCBI's taxonomy places the organism in Eukaryota, Dinophyceae, Syndiniales, Amoebophryaceae.
GUGGAUACUACCAGAUCUAAAUUGUAUUUUGGUUUUUCGACGAAUGUGGAUUUUUUGACUUACAACGGCGAGAACUACUUUUCCACCAUCUCCGCAUACUACUUUUUUGACCCGUAUCACAAGAAUGAAGAGAACGUGCUUCGUCCCUCCUUUUCGCCUACUAUAAAACGCGCGUGUUGUGAUACGCUGAGACCGUUUGGGAACACUUAAAUCGCAUGCGCUGUUCCCAGACGUUAGCUAUCUUGCCAUGACGAUCUCUCUUGGCAGAAACUAAACUGCUUCUUGGGGAAGGGAGCUGUGUUAUCCCGACACCUUCAACCACGUCUGUCAUAGAACAAAAUGGAGGACCAGCCUCCAACGAAGAAGGCCAGGCUAGUUUCCAAGCAGGACAAGCAAACUGCAGAGAAGAGUGCCAAUGGAAAUACGAAGCCUGUGAAGCCGAGCCCACGGGAAAAUGACGCUGCAGCGUUGAAAAAGAAGAAAGAAAAUGGUCAUGUGGCAGCAGGUCCUGGGAGUAAGACGAAGCCCGGCGGCGCAGACGAGGAUAAGAAAGGAGAUGCAGUGAAAAAGUAGAAACUUGUUAUGAUUUUUGACUGUGACUUCUUAUUCGAUAUUGAGUAAGUCAAAUUAGAGCACGAAGAGAGCACAUUCCGGCUGAUAACAGCCUUGGUCUCCAAUUUCUAUGAUUUCAUGUUUCCUCAAUGAUCAUUCACUUUCCCAUCUCAGAUCUGCGUCCCGUACAGAACAACAGCCUGCCACAAAUGGAAAAACUGCUGGUACAGAGAAGGAAAAACAAACUUCAAGUAAUGCCACUGCUGCUAAGAAGAAGGAUGCCACUGCCACAGGAGAUGGUAAAGAUGGCGCACCAGCAAAGGCUGCUUCGAAGGUUCCCGUGCCAAAGCGGACUUUUUUUGGAGAGAAGAAGCAUUUUCAGUACUUCCGCAUCCCUGACGAACUGGAGAAGCGGACUUUCCGCAACGAGCGCGACGCGUGGCCCGACUUCUUUGCGAAGCAAAAGGACUCGUUCAACAGUACUUGUACCACAGAAGCACACGUGAACAGUUACUGCUUAGAAGUAGUGAGGGCAGUGGUGUUUGACUGGAUUCCAGUAUGUUGCGGGAUUCAGAUGCUCCUGUUCCUAGUGGAGCAUGAGGCGCAGCUGAAAUGGACCUGCAAUCCCCUCAACGACGAGAUGCAGCCAGUGAUGAGCGGGAAAAAGGGAGACUCGCCAGGUAUAGUUCCCUAAUGCCUGCUUUCUGUUUAUGGUCACCCUCAUUUUGACCCAAUUCUUGUUUUGAAACUACUGCCUGACCUAGUUUUUGCACCGCUGUAUCCACGGGAUGAAAAACAUCAUUGAUAGUAUUAGCUCUAUCUGAUCGUUUGUGACGAUAGACAUGACUGUGGUUUCUCUGACGGAUCACAGCGGUGCACUUUAUUUAGGGUCGGUCGAUUAUCGCCUAUACAAUGAUCGAAGAAUUCUACCAUGAUCGAAGUUAAUCAUCUGACAAACAAAAGAACCGAAGUUGAUCAUCUUUCAAACACAACAGAAAGAUCCUGUCAAAACAAACACUUUUUCAUUUGCUGAACGUAACCAUUCAUAACAGCCUUUGCCGACGAAGCAGAGACGCUGGAGGAUCUUUACAAGAAGGGCUAUGUCGUCGGCCUAUCUCGGGAAGAUAAGUUGAAGUGCCUCAGCAAUGUUCUAUUGAUGAUGUCGCAGUUUUUGCCGGCACCUGUCAAAAACGAAGCUGGAAAACAACUAAGGGAUGCUUUUACAGCGAAUUUCGAUGCUUUGGCUGUGGCGCUAGUGAGAUAUCGGGUACUUGAACCUGCUUUUUGCAGUCCUUGAACUUGUAUUUUUGAGUCGUUCUUGCUGCAUCAGAUUUUCUUUGACCUGUCACAGACGAUUAUCACGGACCUUGCAACUUCAGAUUUUCUUUGACUUUGCAAUUUCAGAUAUUCUCCCGUUCCGAGCUGCUUUUCUCGAUUGAAGCGCCUGAAGUUUUGCCAGAAAAGAUCGGACCGGACAAGCGGAAGCUGGUCACUAGAAAAAACCAGUUGCGGACAAAGGAGAAGUUCACGCACAUCAGAUUUAACCUCCUUCGGGAGAAUCCGUCUGGGUACGCCGAAGUUCUGAUCUUGAUGAGGCAGUUACUACACGCAGGUGCAGGCCCAGUGACGGUUCAGGUAGAUGGCAUCGCGCAUCAGAUCCGGAGACAGCUGAAUGAGCAGAUUUUAGCGGGCAUAAGGGAGAGAAGAGAAGCCAAUCCUGACCUCUACAGCAGUCCAGAAUUGGAUAGGAGUCUCGAAGAUGUAGAUGCAGUACUAGAUCUUCCGAAACAUCUUACUGAAGCCGAAGUAGUGGAUCAGAUCCACUCCCUGUGUGGUGCACAAAGUUUGGAUUUAGGCAGGAUUGCGUCUCUGAUCCUGGACCACAUGGGCUUCAUCUUGAGCAGAUACCGUUUGCCAGUCGAGGUGUUAAGCUACGAAAUUAGUGGUGCAGGCGGGGCAGCUUCAGCAGAUCAGCAAGCGUGGUAUUCGAACCCUGUGGUUCGGAGCGUCAAUGUUUUAGCACGCCUGUUGCGGAGAGUAGUCCCAAGACAACGUGUCGCUGAGGUGUUGCAGUACCGACUGGGGCACGUGUAUCGAGAAAAAAUACCUCUGCUCGAGAAGGACUAUGCGGCGAAGGUGCAGAAGUACAGGGACACAACAUCUAAGGUGGACGAAGCGAAGCAAAGGUGGGACAAAGCAAAAACAGACCAGACGACAGCGGAAGACAAAGAACGGCGAGAGAGAAAUCACGUGUCUCAGAGGAUGCAUCGCGCAGAGCAAGAUCGAAUCCUGAGGCCACUCCAGAAUGCGGUACUGUCUUAUUAAAGAUUCAGAUUUCAAUUCGCUCUUGGACUUGGAAAGAUUGGAUCAGAUAUGAAUUCUCACAACCUGAACAGUCACAAGGAUCCUCUCGGCUCAUGAUGACAAAACUUUCAUGCAUGGCUUGCUUGAGGCUUGCCGGUGUAGAAAACCGAACAGAGACUUUUUUAUGUCUGAUAGAGGGCUUCCGACUAAAUCGAUGAUGAUGUCUUACCUGCAAAUGACACUCUAUUAUUUGGUGCGUGUCUCGAAAGAUGACAAAACUUUCAUGCAUGGCUUGCUUGAGGCUUGCCGGUGUAGAAAAGAACUAAGAGACUUUUUUAUGUCUGACGGAUGCUCUACCUGCACCUGGUGACAAAUCGUCAACUGGAAAGGUUAGGAAGAUCGUUUCCUCUGGUUAUGUAAGUACACCUCUGGUUAUGUAAGUACACCUCUGGUUAUGUAAGUACACCUCUGGUUAUGUAAGUACACCUCUGGUUAUGUAAGUACACCUCUGGUUAUGUAAGUACACCUCUGGUUAUGUAAGUACACCUCUGGUUAUGUAAGUACACCUCUCCAUGUAGGAAGUGCAGACGGUGAUCAAAUCUUCACUAUUCUCCAAAUUUUUCGUAACGUCAAACGCGACAUACUCUAUUUCACCUUUUGUCCUACCGAACGAAAACCACUGCCGAACAAUCUCAGGUUUCCCAGGCCCAGAAAGACGCUAGCUCGAGAUUACAGGAGGUGAUGCGGUAUCGCACAGAGCAACUCGAAUAUUGGGAAGAGAUGUCUGCUGCUCGCUCCACCAUCUCUCGAGAACGCAGUGGUAUAGAUUUCCAACUUGUAGCCUAUCUUGUGCAUGUUGGACUGCUAGACGCGGAUAGGAUAUGGAGCCAACUGCCAGCAACACUGUGGAGGAGUAAAGAACUAGAGGGUUUCUGCACUUUGGAUCCGGACUAUGUAGGAGACGAGAACGAAAAGCGACAUGCCGAAGAGCGGAUGGAGGAUUUAGCGUGGUUGCGGAACGUGUUGCCUGGCAAAUUAAGCGCAGCACACAAAGCCGCAGUGCAGCAUGUGCAUAGCAUUGUGCAAAAUCCAGACAAAGAGCAUGGCUACGAAAAACUCUGUUCGCAAGUCAACGUCAUGGAUUCCCCACAACUCAGACUUCUCUCUGGUCUGCUGUCGAUCAACGCUUGGCGAAGAGCAAGUAGUAUAUUGCAGAACAUCGGCAGGCAUGCUGGCAUGAUCCAUCGAGUGCGAGGAGAACUAGUUGCUUUGGUAAUGUGGGUUCUGGAUCCCUUGAUUCGACAAUAUGCCUUGGAUCCGGCAUGGGAAGAGGCAGCGCCAACGGAGUAUAAGCCGACAUCAGCAGGAUCGAAGACGUAGGAUAUUAAAUUUUUAUACGUUCAUUAUAGUCACAAACUCGGUGAAAAAUAAUCAUGAGGAUGUUUCAGAAAGAGUGUCUUUGGUGUACGAAAACAACUUUGUUCUUGUUGUGGUCCUAUGCAUAUUUCACGUCGGCAUCACGAAAAAAUGAUUCGAACACCCAACAAAAAACAGUGCUGUCGCCCACUACGACUGCCAGUGGGAUAAGGGAACCCCCGUAGCCGACAACGAGCAUCCUCGUGGCUACGAGAGGUUGUUUCAGAAAUUUCUGCGAUUCGACGUUUCCGGCAGAUCGCCCUUUCCUCUCGCGCAACCGACGGACACCGCGCCAACCAGUCCCAGUGGCUGCGUCGCCGAGAACGAUGACGAUGUCCCAGUAUCGCCUAUCAUGCGUAGUGUCAAAGCCUCUUUUUCAGUGAAAGGCAGUCCUGCAUCAUCGCCGAACGGGAAAAGAGGUGGGGCUGUGGUGAAUGGUAGUGAUCCUGACAGUACGGGAGUAUCGCAGCCGGAAUCCGGCAACUUCCACAUGGACGGCCUAAGAGACGGCGCAGCCACUGAGUUCGCCUACGCCCAUCUACAACCACAAGCAGUUCCUAGUUGUACUCGUCAAUUUAGUGGUCCUAGCGACUGGCACUUGGAUCAGCGAGUCAAACGCGGAGUUUUGCCGACAUCGGGGCAAGCCUACACCAUCGACGAAUUGCGAUUAGACGGCGCUCUGCCCGCGCCGGACGGUGGCCAUCUAGUCCAGUGUUUUCACAUCCGGGAUUUUCUGACGGCGAUCGAGCCGUUGCUGUUUUACCUAGAUAGCAGUUUACACCAAGAACCACGAUUGCUGGAGGUUUUGUGGAAAUUGACCCAGCACUACAUGGCGGAUCAACAGAGCAGUGGCGCUUUGGGCGUGCCACCGGGACAUCUGCCUCCAGGAACAACUGCAGGUGCUGGAAUUGUUGGCGACCCUGGAGCGUUGUCUGGUGUCACGUCACCUGGCGCAACAACUAGUUCACCAGCCGAGCCGGCAGAUCCUAGGAUACUACAACUGCUGACUGGCGUUUUGCUUCCAGCGAUCGCGAUGACGCACACAAUAUCGGAAUCUAUGGUUGCCUUGAUGUGGCAAGUUCUGCAAACUCUGCCUGGCGUCACUCGAUGGAAAGUGUACCAAGACAUGUUGGUUCUGUACGAACAGAAAGAGCCACUACCUUUGAUGAAAGCACGAGUGUCGAAAAAAGUGCAAAACGCAUUGAAGCGAGCGACAGGGGCAGCGUCACAGGGAGGAGCUGGUGGAGAAGGAGGCUCUGGAGGAGCACCCGGUGCUUCAGGCGGUAGUGGUCCAGCUGGCGGUCCAGGAUCUUCUUCUGGUGGCGGAUCUAGCAGUAGUGCAGCAGCGGCAGCAAACGACGCCUUAGCACAGACGUUGCAGUUCCACAUUGCGCGAUUGUCGGACAGCAAUCCACUGAUUGUCUACCGCACAGUGGUGGAACAAGUUGCAGUCGCUUACAACGACAACAUGAUUGUUCCAAUUUUGGCGUUGACGAAAAAGCUGUCCUAUUUGGCGGCGGACGCAGCAAGUUUCAGCUGCAUCCAAGAGUGCUUCACCCGAAGUCUCAAAGGCAGUCUGCUCUCUCAGGGCGUCAACAUUGAAGGAUGGCUCCAGAACUUGUCCAAGUGGAUUUCGCUGUUCUUCGCUGUCCAUCCGGACACGGAUGUCAGUUUAGUCUUGCAGGCGGUAGCGGACUUUAUUGAGGCACAUGCGACUAAGGGUCUGAACGCAGAUACGUUUGGGAAUUCAUUGUUGCAGGUGAUCGUGACGAACCUGAUCGCAAACAUGGGAAGCUGGUCCUACGUCACUGAGCUCAGCGAUUCACAAUUGGAGUUAGGACGAUUCUUCAGAAAUUGAUAUCGAUAACUUGGUAGAUACGUCGCAGUGAAAUAGAUGAAGUUGAAAGAGCUCGUGUUUCCAAAAAAGAUCUAGAUCAUUCGAUUUCUAUACCUCCUUUUGUAACGAUCCUUUCUGGAUUUAUCUUUGUCACGUAGUUGGCAAAUGAAUGAAUGAAUGUCUGCUUCUAAUCUGCAUCCUUUCUGGCGGUGUGCAAUUGCGAACCGAGCAGAUCUACGCCAAGAACGCCCAGUUCGAAACCAACGAUACCAUUGCCCGUGACGCCCGUUCGCAAGAAAUCCUCCUACGAACAUUAGAAACCACCGAUGUCGUUCGCCGCUUCUGGCGCUCACUCGGUCUCAUGCGUCGUGCCAGCACCUCUGACGACAACCUCGCCAACGUGUUGCAGCAGAUGCGUGGACCAGCAGCUAGUCAUCUGAAGAAAGUCGGCUACCUCUACGACCAAACGCAUCAGUGUUUGAUGUCCAUCACGCAAUUUUUGGGUAGAAGCUUGCGCCCGCGACAAUACCACUCUCUAUUGCCACAAGACAUCAACAGCAUCUUCAACGAUUUCGAACCAGCAUUUGCGUACACGAUGAUUAGGCCAGCAUUGCCAGCAUGGCACGAGAAUGUGACGGACGAGACGUUCUUGUUAGACUCUACAGUGUCGUGGAACACGGACAUAGCGGGUGUCUCAAAUAGCUUCCGAUACGCGUUUUGGAGGCUGGAGCUUGGGGAUAUUAGCUGCCCGCCACAGUAUUUGAAUUUAUACUACAUUUUGGGAAUUAUUAAGAACGUGUUUCAUCAAUAUGACUUGUCGACCAGAUGACAACCAAAUAUUUACAACUUUUCGGCUAAUCCAAAAGGUGUAUUAAGACUUGCUUCUCAAAAUUCAUUUCCAAAAAUCCAGGUACGAUUCCUGCAUCUCUGCUCACGAUAAAGUCGUGAAGGAGGUCAAAGAGGAGAUUGAGAGGCUUCAACUGCGCGCUUCCACCAGUGUCACGGCGCGCGAUUACCUAGAGCAGAAGAAGGCGCUGCGCGACGAGCGGCAGGACGCCAAGCAGCAUCUCAAGGAUGAGCGUGAUGGCCAGUUGAAGCGUGUGCACCUCACUCUCCAAAGAAUAGAACGGGAGAAAAACACUUGGGUGUUGGAGAACAGUGAAAGGACGUGUAAGAAUCUAGUGUCCGAAUUCUUGGCCAAACGUUUUUUGCUGAGUUACGACGACGCAUUGUUCUGCAGUUACUUCACAUUUUUGCUAGUGAAGACGAAAACAAAGGGCAUUUCGGCGACUGAUUUGGGACAGAAAAUCGUCGACGCUUUAUCAGCAAAAGUGGACGCUUGCACGGAAGAUGAAGCGAGAAUUUUGGGUGUCUUCGUCGCAAACUUCCUCAAGAACAUGAACACGAUUGCCGAGGAUAAGAGCAUGUACUUACUAGUGUUUUUUUUCAGAACAUGAGCACGAUUGCCGAGGAUCAGAGCAUUUACUUACUAAUGUUUCUAAGUUGUUUUCGAUUUUCAAGAAUGAUGGAAGAUGUUAACUUCAUCCAGUUUCCCUUAGCAUUCGCGUUUCGUCGGUGGACACAGAAUAUGAGUUCUUGGAUUUGAUUCUCGUCUCCUCAACAAAACAAAAUUGAUUUAUGUCUCUUUACACACAGGUUCCAAGGCGAAAACCCGUGCAUGCAGAAGCAGUACUAUUUCGCCGAUACCCCAGCGAGCGAACGCGAAUACCUGA